AUGGUCAACGUUUCUGGACGGACCUGGAAAGAUUCACACAAGCCGGGGGCGCCUGCUGUGACCACCGAUUGGGCCCGGAGACAAAAAGAGAGAUUGGAAAAGGCCGCGCUGAAAGCCAAAGAAAAGGAGUUGAAGGAGGAGAAACAGGCCAAGAAGGAUGAGCAGAUCCGGCGGCUGAAAGAGCGACGAGAACUCAAAGCAGAGCGGGAACGUUAUGAGAAAAUGGCUCUUGUUAUGCACAGAAAGCGUGUGGAGAGAGUGCGAAGACGAGAAAAGCGCAACAAACUGCUCAAGGAGCGCUAG
This is a messenger RNA of Wickerhamiella sorbophila, 303 nucleotides long. RefSeq names its product rRNA-processing protein cgrA. The record is from RefSeq and is a predicted model, not a curated record. NCBI's taxonomy places the organism in Eukaryota, Fungi, Ascomycota, Dipodascomycetes, Dipodascales, Trichomonascaceae. The transcript has a single exon. Bases 1 to 303 code for a protein of 100 amino acids.